This is a messenger RNA of Miscanthus lutarioriparius, 252 nucleotides long. Lineage: Eukaryota; Viridiplantae; Streptophyta; Magnoliopsida; Poales; Poaceae. The record is from the annotation of a GenBank genome assembly.
AUGGGCUGCAACUGCAAGAUCGUCGCCGCCGCCCUCGCGCUGGCGCUGCUGGUGAUCGGCGCGGCCGAGGCCCAGAUCCUGCCCACCCCCUGCUGCCGCAUUGACUGCUGCGACGGCAAGCCCGAGUGCUGCAGUGCCGGCCCCUGGAUGGCCGUGGACGCGGUCACCCCGCCGUCCGCUGUGGCCUUCGCCGCCAGCGACGCCAAGGCUCGUCCAGGUGGUGCACCUCGCAAGGUCGGCGCUGGGAACUAG